This is a messenger RNA of Syngnathus acus (greater pipefish), 3187 nucleotides long. RefSeq names its product signal transducer and activator of transcription 6, interleukin-4 induced (gene stat6). The record is from RefSeq and is a predicted model, not a curated record. Gene Ontology annotation, molecular function: DNA-binding transcription factor activity, RNA polymerase II-specific; RNA polymerase II cis-regulatory region sequence-specific DNA binding. The transcript is spliced from 21 exons. NCBI's taxonomy places the organism in Eukaryota, Metazoa, Chordata, Actinopteri, Syngnathiformes, Syngnathidae. The coding region runs from base 363 to 2714 and encodes 783 amino acids. Gene Ontology annotation, biological process: cell surface receptor signaling pathway via JAK-STAT; regulation of transcription by RNA polymerase II; defense response.
ACUCAGUACACCCACGGUGGCGGAAUACAUUGUCCACUCAGACAAGUCCACCCUGACAAACUCGAACCUUUCCUCUUUGGGGAGGGAGGGGGAGCGACGUCACGAAGUGAGCAGAGUCCAACAAUACUUGAAGUAACGUUGGCCGACAAGCACGCUACCGUCUGUUACGGGACUGCAGGAAGCGAGUUGGUUCAACAGGGAAGUCGAAAGAAACUACGAUCGUCUCCUAUUAACGUGCAUGAAGACAAAGAAGUUGAAUAAUAAACAAAGCGGACAUGUUGGGUAGCUUUUCACGCAGCAGCCUGCGAGGAGACGAAAGAAACUGAAAAUUCUCAAACGAACUUAGAACGCACAUCUUGACCAUGGCCCAGUGGAGUCGCAUCAGCCAGCUGAUACAGUACCUGCCUGACCAGACCAUCUGCGACUUCUACCCCUCCGCUACAUUUGCUAUUGAAGUGCGGCACUUUUUGUCUGAAUGGAUUGAAAACCAAAGAUGGGAGGAAUUUGCUCUGGAGAAAGUGGAGCAAGAAGAUAACGCCCGCGCUCUAUUGGACGAGAUCAUCAUGCUGCUGCAGUCGUUUUCUCAGCAUAAUGCUAAUGUAGUGGAUAAAAUGAAGCUUAUGCAGAUUAGCAGGAACAUGAAUAUAUUUCAGCAUCAGCCGCUGCAGUUUGCAGUGAUGGUGAGGGACACGCUGCGCAAAGAGAGGGCCCUGCUUGAGGCUAUGCCACAGGUAAACAAAACUCCACAGCAUCAACCAUAUGUCACCAGCGAAUCAGCAUUACCCAGCACAGAUGUGGACCACCUGGUCCUCAAAGUGCGGGAUGUCCAGGACUUGAGACAGAAAAUACACCAGGUGCAGGAAGAGCUCAAUUGGGAAAGGCAGAACUAUGAGUCAUUGCAAGGGUCCAUGGAUCCCAUGGUGUCAGAAGUCAGCAGACUGCAAAAACACAUCCAGCAGCUGGAGUACAAUGUCAGCACAAUGGCAACGAAGCGUUUUCAGCUGCUCAGUGAGUGUGUGGACUGUCUGGACCAGUGUCAGGCCCAACUCCUCAACAGGUUGAAGGCCUGGAGGUGGGAGCAAUACAAGGCAACCAUUGGACAUCCUUUUCAUGACAACCUCAAUGUACUGCAGAUGUGGUGUGAGCAGCUUCUUGGGGUGAAUGGGAAGCUGAGACAGGAAUUAAUGCUGAUCGUGGAACCAAUCCCAGAGUUGCAGGAAAGGCUAAGACAACUUCUGCAGCUUCUGGUUCAAAGUUCUCUUGUUGUGGACAAGCAGCCCCCUCAAGUUAUCAAGACGCAGUCCAAGUUCUCCACAACUGUGCGCUACCUGCUGGGUGAGAAAAUUGCACCUGGAAAGCCUGUGGUUCUAAAAGCACAAAUCAUUAAUGAGCUCCAGGCCAGAAACCUGAACAUCACACCCAGUGAGGAUGUUCAGUCAGUGAUCAAUAACACAGCGGUCCUGGAACAUAACACGGCUACCAAGAGCACAUGUGCCACCUUCAGGAAUAUGUCCAUCAAAAAGAUCAAGAGAGCAGACCGAAAGGGGUCUGAGUCUGUGACAGAGGAAAAGUUUGCCCUCCUCUUUUCAACAGAGAUCACCAUCACAGGCUGUGACACUCCCUAUAAAAUCCAGAUGAUCUCUUUACCACUCGUCGUCAUUGUCCAUGGCAGCCAAGACAACAAUGCGCUGGCUACCAUCAUUUGGGAUUGUGCUUUUUCUGAACCAGACAGAGUGCCGUUUGUGGUGCCGGAGCGGGUACCCUGGAAGCUCAUGUGCAGCACUCUCAACAGUAAAUUCACCUCAGAGGUCCAGACGCAGCACAACCUUGACCACUAUAACCAACACUUCCUGGCCCAGAAGAUAUUUGACAAACCAGAAUUCACCGAUGACUUCAGCAACAUGAUGGUUUCCUGGCCUCAGUUCAAUAAGGAAGUGCUCCCAGGUCGACAGUUUACGUUCUGGCAGUGGUUUGAGGGAGUGAUGGACCUGACCAAAAAACAUCUGAGGACAUACUGGAGUGAUGGGCUCAUAUUUGGUUUCAUUGGCAAGCAGCAUCUACACCUGAUUCUCAAACAAAGGCCCAAUGGAACUUUUUUGCUACGCUUCAGCGACUCUGAGAUUGGAGGCAUCACCAUCGCUUACGUCGCUGCAGCGGAGAUGGGUGAACACAAACAGAUCAUCAAGAACAUCAAGCCCUUCACCAAGAAAGAUCUGGACAUCCGGAGCCUUGGCGACCGAAUCAGAGACAUCAAUGAAAUCACAUUCCUCUACCCUGACUUUCCAAAACAUGAUGUUUUUAAAAAGUUCUAUUCAGGGCCCCAAACUUCCACCAACGAUGGCUACAUCCCUACAACACUCCAGACUAAAGUGGGAAUGGAGACUGUUUCUGUUACAGCUAAUCCAACCAGUGUGGCACAUCACACUGAAAGCCUCCACAAUGCUACCAGUUAUCAAGUGGAUGCUGGCUCAGUUGCACCAUGCGUCCCUAAUUUGACGCAUCAUGUUGAAAGCCCCCACAAUUCUGUUGGAUACCCUCCGCCUCCAUUCCAGCAGUUUGCACCUCAAGAGGGCAUCCCACGAGAGCAAAAUGGAGAGCAAAUGGAAACCUCAGAUUCACCCGCAGUAGACUUUAAUUCAAACUCUGAUGACUUCAGUGACGUGCCCCCAGGAGACAUGGACCUCAUCUUGGACAGUUUUCUGAGCUUUUCCUGAAGAGCUACUCCAAGGACUUCCGACUGCCUCGUCUUCCCUUUGAGUGACAUUCAGAAUGUGAUAAGAACAAAAGUACUGAGGCUGCAUCCUUCUUCAGAACAUUUCCUUGGUGGUUUGUUGAUUUUGACGACUUCACGUCUUCACUUUCGCGACACAAGUAUUACUGUACACAAAUUUUCUCCCUUAAAGAAAUAUCAUGGUAAUGAAAUGUAUUUUAAGAUGUUUAAGGCAAAAACAAUAGUAACUUCAGCAUUUACAUUUGGAUGUAUUAUUAGUCCAUCUUCUGUGGUGACUGCGUAUAUUAGUCUUUUAAAAUGAUUAAUGAUCAAUAUUGCUUUUGUGAAUUUAUUAAGUAAGUCAACUUUGACUCGCACACAAUGCCAAAUAUUAACGCACGUUAACUUUAGCUCAGACACUGUUUGGAAUGCAGACUGGCCGAUCACAUUAAACGUAAUGUUUUGGAUAUAUUUUUA